AUGUGCAUGCAUGUGGUGCAUGGAUAUUAUAAUAACCAUUUCCCGUUUUUAGCUGCUGCUCUCUUAUGCUCUCUCUCUCCCUUUUCAAAGUAAAUCUCUCUCGUGGGCUAGGGAAGUGUUUAAUGCUGUAUACCAACUAUGUUAUUCCUGCAACAGCACAUGUGUGAUACAUAGCUAGGCUUGCAUGAGUAAAGGGCUCUCAUAACUAUCUACUCAUUAGCUCUAACAAGUAUUUCAACUACGUGAUAUCGAGGCAUCCAAAACAAUUCGAUGAGCACCUAGCGAGCAAGCAGAGGCACUGGACUGGUAUAUAAAUAUUCAUUCAAGCAAAGACAAGACGCAACAACUAUAGCUCCAUGAUCGUCAUCAUCUCAAACAAGACUCUUCAUCAUGUCGGGACAUGGUCGGGAUACUCGUGAGCAUUCAUCGACAUCAUCGUCGACAUCAUCGUCAUCCUCAUCAGCGAGGUCGUCUGGUAAAUGUCCUCUAAUUCAUUUCUUACUCUGUUCGCUCACGGUGGCUCAAGUCGGUCUGCUCUCUCUAUUCCUCAUCUGGACAAUCAAGACUUGUUAUAGUCGAUAUCAGCGCGUUAUUAUUCUAUACCCUGUCGAGUCAAACCCGCACCUCCAUUCGAAUAGUAUUACCAGUAAAAAGGCCAUCAUUCAUCUCCAUGGAAACCAGAGUAACAACUUGAGUCAUCUUAUAAACGACAUUCAUGAUGAGAGAACUACUUUCAUCAAUAAAAGCAUACACAGAGACUUAUCUAUCAAUGAUAUAGAUUUUACUAUCGUUGGUACGACACACUCUAAAGUACUAGCAAUGACACUUAAAUGGCUAGAAAGUUUGAUGAGGCUGAAUAUAAGCUAUGACGUCACUUUACUCGUAGAGGACCAACGUGCCUAUAAAAAUCUGUCUCAAUUCAAAAUUAGAUCGAAAACCUUAGAGAAAACGCAUUUAGUAGCCCGACGAGUGCUAAAGGAGACUCAACUUAAGAAUUCAUCACUGCUGUCUGAUAGUGACGUCAUAUUGAAGAUUCUCACUUUGGGUAAAGGCGUACUGUAUACUUCAACAGAUUCAAUUUGGUUGAAAGAUCCCAUGCCUGGUAUAUGGGAGAGUUAUUACCAGUGCCAUGUUUGUAUCCAACACGGCAAGAGCGAGCUUCAGGGUUUUAUAUUUUUGAAAUCAUCGCCAAAUGUCAUAUCCGCUAUUAAAGCACUGGAAACGAAAUUGACUAGGAGGAAAGCGAAGAGUUUACGAUCAUCGACGGUUUCAGCAGACAUCUUUCUACAGACGCUAAAGACUGGAUUUCACAGAUUCUCGACAUCCCUUGGCUUGAAUAUAUGCUACUUGUGAUUUGGAAAACAUAUUAACAUAGGCGGAUCCAGGGGGGCCCGAGGGGCCCGCCCCCCCCCCUAUUGGCAGAACAAAAAAAAGAGAAAAAAGGGGAAAGAAAGAAAAAAAAUAAAAAGAAGGGAAGAGAGAGGGAAAAAAGAAGGGGAAACAUAAGAGGAAGAAGACGAGUGAAUAAAAUGAGAUGAGGGGAAGACCUGGAAAAUAUUUUUUUUAAAUCUUUCAUGUCACGAUAUAAAAUUUUCGCUCGCGCUUCGCGCUUGCAUUGCCUUUUAGGUGAUUUACAUAUCUUGUUCAAUAUGGAGUUUAAAUAUCAAGUUUGGAAGUCAAUAUACAAAAAAAAACAUAUUUCAUCUCAGAAAUCGAACUUUCGUUAU
Molecule: messenger RNA, 1727 nt
Organism: Lytechinus pictus (painted urchin)
Lineage: Eukaryota; Metazoa; Echinodermata; Echinoidea; Temnopleuroida; Toxopneustidae
Exons: 3
Coding region: 391-1353 (320 amino acids)
Cellular component (GO): Golgi apparatus
Molecular function (GO): glycosyltransferase activity
Source: RefSeq, a predicted model, not a curated record